GGCUAGCUCUUUUCAUCUUCUACCUUCUUCAACAAGUAGAAAAGCCCAAAUCUAAUUGCAGGCAAAAAAACUAAACUAGAUCGGGACAAACUCACUAUAUCCACCAGAAAAGGCCUAGAGAAAAAACUAGAAAUAAGAUUUGCUGGACCAAUUAGCAGCUCAAUUAUGGUCCAAAGGAGAACCUAGCCCAAGUUCGAAGCCCAAAAAGGCCAACCCGGCCAAAACCCAUCUCCACCCCGUGCAGCAUGUAUGCCCGUGCAACGGCCACGACCCCGGUCGCCGCCCUUCGAGGAAACGUCACCUCCCAUCGCCGCCGCCAUCUAAGCAAACGAGUCUGGCUGCCCAUCAGGCCUGAGCCAACCGGGUAUGGGACACCAAACACACCCCGCCGUCUACUGCAUGCCAACGACGCCUCCACAACCUCCAACCAGCGUCCCCGGAACCCUGCCGCUACCAUCUUUGCCACCAACGAGGAUCGAAAACGGAUGAACGCCGGCCAAUCAAUGGAAGUGACAGGUCUAUUUGACAAGCAGGCAGAGAUAUACGUAAAAGGUCGGCCAACAUAUCCCAAGGAAUGGUAUUCUAUGCUGGCUGCUCUCACCCCACAACACUCUUUAGCUUGGGAUGUUGGCACUGGCAAUGGCCAAGCUACCGUUGGUCUUUUAGAGCAUUACGACCAAGUAGUUGCAAGUGACAUAAGUGACGCACAAUUGAAAUAUGCCAUCCAACACCCUCGAGUUCGAUACAUUCACACUCCAGCAUCAAUCUCAGACGAUGAAAUGGUAAACUUAAUAGGGGGUGGUCAAGAAAAUUCAGUUGAUUUGGUUACAGUGGCUGCUGCCAUUCACUGGUUUGAUCUCCCACGCUUCUACUCGCUUGUCAAACGCCUUCUGCGACAACCAGGAGGCAUAAUCGCUGUUUGGUGCUACAAUGGCAUGGUCGUAAGCCCCGACUUUGAUCUUGUAAUGAAGCGUUUACACGAAAGUUGUCUACCAUUUUGGGACCCGAGGACAAAGUACGCAUGGGGGGGUUAUACGACACUUCCUUUUCCAUUUGAGAGCGUUGGAUUGGGUCGUGAAGGUGAACCUAUCACACUUGAAAUACCAAAGGAAUUGUCAUUUCAGGGGUUUGAGAGGAUGUUGAGGUCUUUCUCUGCAGUCGCUACAGCUAAAGACCGGGGUGCGGAUUUGUUGUCUGAAGAUGUGAUUAAAGAGCUUCACAGAGCUUGGGGUGCGCAUGAUCUGGUUAGAACAGUUACAUACAAGGCAUUUAUGCUUGUGGGCAGAUUAUAAUCUUUAUGUAAUGCUUAUUAUAUCCAUGGAAUUGGGAACUAAAACGUGCUGUAUUUGUUUAUGCAAAUUAUAAUGUACGUUUGUGUUAUUAU
Rosa chinensis is the source of this 1384-nucleotide messenger RNA. RefSeq names its product putative methyltransferase DDB_G0268948. Gene Ontology annotation, molecular function: S-adenosylmethionine-dependent methyltransferase activity. The record is from RefSeq and is a predicted model, not a curated record. Bases 246 to 1292 code for a protein of 348 amino acids. The transcript is spliced from 3 exons. Lineage: Eukaryota; Viridiplantae; Streptophyta; Magnoliopsida; Rosales; Rosaceae.